Messenger RNA from Pomacea canaliculata, 6239 nucleotides. Its product is annotated as cyclin-Y-like protein 1. Gene Ontology annotation, biological process: regulation of cyclin-dependent protein serine/threonine kinase activity; regulation of canonical Wnt signaling pathway. Gene Ontology annotation, cellular component: plasma membrane. The transcript has 8 exons. The coding region runs from base 451 to 1578 and encodes 375 amino acids. The record is from RefSeq and is a predicted model, not a curated record. Lineage: Eukaryota; Metazoa; Mollusca; Gastropoda; Architaenioglossa; Ampullariidae. Gene Ontology annotation, molecular function: cyclin-dependent protein serine/threonine kinase activator activity; protein kinase binding.
CGUUUCCGCUUCCAGACCGGGUGCAAGUACCUUUAUGGACAAGAUAAAAUAUUUUGGAAAGAGAAACUUGUGUCUGACUUCACUUAAGAAAUAGGGUUUUGGGACUAUGAAAACUGAUUUACGAGAAAAUAUCUUGACAUUGCGAUGAAAGUAGGGGUGUGGACUGGUAUGGUUUGUGGAGCAUCAGGCGCCGUACCUUCUGAACGAGCACCGUAGCAGACUCUUUGUUCUUGUUGUCAAAAUGAGAUCGAUACCCUGUCAAGGCUUUUGAAAAGUGGCAGAUUUCUCUGAGCAGCGGGAUAUUGUAACAGUCAUGUAAUCUUUAUCGAUUAUACUGUCAUGCAUAUAACACCCGUAUGGGUGAUGUGAAAUGUUCUGAAAAAAAAUUGCUGGGUGUAGUCUCUCUUCCCAGGAUUCGUGUGUUUGGUGAAAGACCUGGACAUUAAAAGGAUGGGGAACAAACAGUCUUGCUGUAUUUACCACAGCCCUAAGAGUCACGGCAAGAAAACUGCAGAAAAUUAUCAGCCGUCGCGGUCGGAGGUAGAAGUUCAGGGUCAACAUCUUGGAGAGCUAGGCCAUGGACUGCAACAACAACAAAGCAAUAUCUCACUUUCAGUCGUGCCUCAACAUAUUAGUGAGCGUGAACCAGAAGAAAUGGAUAUUGAUCCUUCAAACAACCCAAAGGCAAUACCUCUCUUUUCAACAAAGUCUGAAAGUGAGGUUCAGAAAAAUAAUAAACUGAGACGACGCAGUCAGUUGGUAAUAAGUUCUGAAGGACGUCCUCAAUUUGUAGAUGAAUAUGGGCAUUUGAAGAAGUUCAGCUCUUGUUCCACAAUCUUUAUUGAUGACUCUACGGUGUCUCAACCCAACCUGAAGAGUACAAUCAAAACAGUAGCUCUGGCAAUCUACUUUCAUAUACGUAACCGUGAUAGAAAUGCUGGGAAAUCAGGACUACUUGAAAGCCAUGUUAUGGAAAUAUUUGAUGAAAAGCUGCACCCAUUGUCUAAAGAGCUUGUUCCUGAGGACUACAGUCAUCGCGAUCCUGAACACAAACUGAUCUAUCGUUUUGUACGGAACUUGUUUAAUGCUGCUCAGUUGACAGCUGAGUGUGCAAUUGUUACAUUGGUGUACUUAGAACGGCUGCUGACCUAUGCUGAGAUUGACAUCCAUCCUGGCAACUGGAAACGCCUUGUGCUGGGUGCCAUCAUCCUUGCUUCUAAAGUGUGGGAUGACCAGGCUGUGUGGAAUGUUGAUUUCUGCCAAAUUCUGAAGGAUAUUCAGGUGGAUGACAUGAAUGAGCUUGAGCGUCAAGUCCUGGAGCUGCUGCAGUUUAACAUAAAUGUCCCCUCGAGUGUUUAUGCCAAGUAUUACUUUCAUUUACGUUCGUUGGCAGACGCUCAUGAUUUGGUUAUUCCACCACAGCCACUCACAAAGGAUCGUGCCCUGAAGCUGGAAGCAAUGUCAAGCGUAUGUGAUGACAAAAUGCAGUUCUGGCACAAGUCACGUACUCACCGCUCCUACAGUCUCGAUGGGUUUGUCAACAGAAAUCAUCACAAUUCCAGGGCGAUUCUGUCUUGACACUACUGGGUGCUAGCAGCGACAAGCACUUGUGUGCUAGCAAUAUGGAUCUAGUCACAUUACUGCAUGCUGAUGUGGGACCCAGAAACUGUGACAUUCUAACUGUAGUACUUUGUGAUCGCCCAAGAUGUAGUCACUGCGAGGCCAAAAGUUGCUCACAGCUAAGCUUCUGUACAGUCUGUGCCAUUUGACGGUGAGAAGAAAGGCAUUAUGAAGCAGAAAUCUGGAUAUAAUGUAACUUCUAAUGUGUGUUUUCAUCUGAGACACUUUUCAUGAACAAUGAACAGAAUGUUUUCACUUCUGAUACUUAAUUUACUGCCUUUUAUUAACGUAGGCUGAAAAAGAAAACUUGUUUUUCAAAACUUACAGCAUGCUGCUGUAUCUCAUGAAAUGCAAGAGAAAGAAUGGUGAUGCAACAAAAAAACUUAAACUAUGUGACCCUUCAUGUUUUGGUGUGGGAUAGAAGAAGUUCAUGUCUGGAAGAGUCAAUCUACAUGUUAGGAUUCUGAAAUCUGUUAUUAAUUAACUCCUUCAUUUUUGUCACCAUCAUCAUUGUGAUAACUUUUCGCUCAGUUCCAUAUGUCUUCUUUUUUAUCGUUUUAUAAUAACUGCUAUUAGGGACUUGAGCAUUUGAAAUUGUAAGGCUUGGUGGUGAGAAAUUAUGCAUGCAGCUUAAGAUCUGUUCAGGUACAUUGUCCAUUGUUUUUAAUAUCGAUUAAUGUUUAUGCAUAUUUGUGCAUGUGUAGGGAUAGCAUUGAUAUUUGCUGCCUUAGGUAGUGCUGGAGGAUAAGCAUUCUAAAUAAAUCUUUAGACAUUUUUCUGUUUAUCUGUUCAUUAGCUUAUUUGAAAAGGAAUGCUUUUUUAACAAAUAAAUUGAUUUUUCUUUUGUAAAGUGGCUUUAUUUGUCAGAAGGUACAUCAUAUUAUGAAGGUAGCUUUCAGGUUAUUUGGCUUUCGCUACAUGAAGAAAUUUAUAUGGUAUCUUUUUAUACAGGUAGGUAAAAAGACCAAAAGCAUUUGACAAUGACCAAUAUUGUGAGAUAUAAACAUCAUAAUAACACAGUCUGAUAUUGGAAUUAACUGGCUAAGAUACCAUUGUGAUAUGGAACAUUGAGAUAAAGUGGCUAAAAUGUCAUUUUGUUUCUACUGAAGGGUUGGCAUAAUGACAAUGUCAGGAUGAAGAUGAUUAGAUGCAGUUGUGAGGUUUGAUAAUAGAAUGAAGAGGUCAGAUGCAGUUUUGACAUCAGCAUAAAGCAGUGUUUCUAAUGUUGGGUUGACACCACUGGGACACAGUGUAGGGAGAGUGCCCUAUGGCCUUUAAUUUCCUUCAUAUUGCAAAAAUGGGAUUAAAACACACUGACAUGGCAACUUCAUAUUCCUUCCCACCCCUGCCCAAAAUGUCUGUUGCCCACUCCUGCCCAAAACAUGUCUAUUGGAAUAUCCUGUGGCAAUGAAAAUGACAAUAUUUCAUUAGACCUACCCUACAAAUCACUGCACCCUUUCUUUCUCAGAUGGUUCAGAGAAAGAGGCUCUUGAAGGACAAAAAAGUGAAAAUGUUUUUAUCAGGCAGAAAAAUGGACGUGCCAUUCAAAUGGAAAAGCACUCAACAAAGUUCAAAGUUGAAACUGUUACUUUGCAGAAAGCAGGUCCUACCAAAAAAAGUUCAUCUUUGCAGGCACACUUUGUAAAAUACUUCCCCAAGCUUUAAAACAUAUGCCUUAAAUAGCCUGCAACAAUUGACCAGUUCGUUGAUGGAUCCAUCACAUAGUGAUGUACUGAAUGAAGGAACAGACAAACCUGAGGUUUAAAGGCUGUCACAAGAAGAGUCGUGGAUAUCUUUUGAGACAAAAUCAGCAGAAAGAAAAAAUAACUUUAGUAAACUUGAGUAACUGGACUAGAAAUAACUUGCUGACACUCUGUUGAUGGAGAAAUCUUAGGUCCCAAGCAAUAGUUAGUGUUCACCUGACUUUCAAGACCUCUUAAUCAGACUCAUAUUUUCAAAUAUAUGGCAACAUAAAGACUUGCCAAAGGUCAUCAAAUAAUUGUGUCUAUAGUUAAUAAGUCUUUGCCUGAGAGAGGAGGAGGAAACGGGUGUUUUACAGCAACUAAGAUUUUAUCAUGGCAAAGCAGCCAGCACUGUAAGCAAGGGCAGCAUGCAGAGAAAUAACAGCAUGCCAAAGACAAAAUCUAAUACUUGCAAUAGCUAGUCUUUGUAUUGAUGCAUUAACCAUUGCACCACUGGACCACCCACCUGAGAGAGCCAGGGUGAUAAAGAUGACUAAAACUUUCCAUAAUGGGACAAGAGAACAGCAUAUAGAAAGUAGCAAAACUAAAAUGUUAUUGGGGAACUAUAUUUGACAGAUUCAUAACAAAUGCUUUAUGUCCACAAAACUCUUGUAAUACAAUAUAGUGAGUUUUUUCCUCCCAGUAACGAUGUUUGUAUUGUUUCUAUUUGAUAUUUGUACAAUUGAUCUGCAGUUAGUAUUAUUCGGUAGGUUGUAUUUUUGUCUCAUUUUUCUAAACCUAUAUUUUAAUAAAAACAAAAGAAAUAGUAUCUGAAAAAAACUCAAGGUGGUUUACAUGUGAUGUACAUAUACUAGUGGAACUCACAGCCUUUAUUAGUAUGACUGAGUUACUACCUCAAGUAGAUACGGUAGACUCAUGAUGUGGUCCUGGUGUCUACAUUGUAAUGGUUAUUUUUCCAGUUAUGUGGUCUAUAUGGCCAGUCUCUUUUGUCAUUUGCAAAAUUGUCUAACCUUAUUGCCAGUCAAAAGUAGUGAACCAUACUGUUCGCAUCCUGAGGUGCGAGUUUGCUUCACCUGGGGAGAAUUUCUUCCAAGUGAAAAUGUGUACUUCUGAAAAUGCUGCUUAUGAUUGUAAAAGGUGAGACUGGUAACAAGGUGGGAGCCUAGAAAACAGACUCCAUUGAUCCUGUUAGUUUUACCGAUGCUGUUGGUGUCCUUACUGAGUGGCAAUUGAAUGUUUACCCUCGUCUCAAAAGCUGGUAAACUUGAAGUAACAUUUUUUAGGACAUGCAGUCAGUUGAAAACUAUUUAAGUUUUUAUCGGCAAAUUGAUGCCACAGGUAAUAUAUUUAUUACACUGUACUGGAAUAACUUGUGACAGGACUCCUUCAGAUGUUUUCAUCCAUGCUUUUAGUUUAGUUUUGGAGAGUUUGAUGUUUGUAAUAUACUUAGUUUUUUGUUAUAUUUUAAGAUUGUAUUUUCAUAAAAUAGCUGGUCCAGAGACAAGAGGGAUCUCUAAAUUCUCCUAUUACCUAAAGAUCAUGGGACUAUCUUUUGUUAAAAAACAAAUUGACAUUGUGCAUUGGACACUGAACUAAUUUGUUGGGCCACGAACUAAUAUCCCUGGACUGCUGGCAGACGAUUUUUUUUCAGUUAACUGCUAAAAUGAGGCAUGAGACAAGAACGCUUCAAGUUUAUUCACAUUCUUUGUUAUCGCUCGCCGGGACUACCAGCGGAUCACUUCACAAGAGGCUAAGCGUUGGUCUUGGCAGACAGCAAUCCACCUCUACACAUCCUUGGUUGGGCUAUGAAAAUUUAUAACAAAGAAAGAAAUUUGACUUACUGGGUUAGCUUCAAACGUUAAAAAACAAAAAAGGAGCUACCGAUUUGAGAUGUGUGAAUAAUUUUGCUUUCGUAAACCAGUAGGAAUUAUUAGUGCAACAUGAAUAUCACGUGUAGCUGUUUGCUUCCAUGGUAUGGUGUUCUGGAUUUGUAGCUGUAAGCUUUAUGUCUCAAUCAUGAAAGAUGAAAAAUAUUGUAAGGAUUUGUAAAAAAAUUUACUAGAGAUUUAAUAUUUCAUAUUUAGACAACUGUCUUCAGAAAGCAUAUUUAUAAACAAGUUAAUCUUAAAACCCCUGGGUCUCCCAACCUAUUGACAAUGAGCAACUUGAAAUGUAUGACAAAUUCUGUGCAAUCAGUGUUGUUUCUCCAGCUCAUCUUCAUGUCAGCAUAUUUUUCUUGUACAGAUUGAGAACAAACAGAGGUCUUCCGCUUGCAAUAGUAGUUUCAGUGUCCAGAAUAUACCUCAAAUUAUAAUAGAAGCUGGUUUUUCAGUGUAUAUUCAGUUUUAUUCUUAAAAGAGAAAUCUUGAGUGCAUCUGAUGUUUCCAAUAUGGAAGACUUUUGUUUUUUUUUUUAAAAUGAACUUUCCACCUCACUCUCAAUCCAACAUGCCUUUCAGUUGGCAUGUUUGAAAAAUUGCCAAGAAUCUGUGGGUUGUUGUGUCUUUUAUAUUAUUUAUGUCCUAAGCAGUUGUUCUCUCCCACAUGCACAGCCAGCUUUUUAAUUGGCAAAUAUUGUGGGGCUUUUAUUAUCAAAAUUUAGAAGACACGAGCAGUACUUGUUUUACCAGAAUCAUGCCAGAACUUAUAUAUACAGGCUUGACAUUUGUUGAGGCUGGAUUGCAUAUAAUUUCAGAAUAGUCUUUCAAAAGAUAUUUUCAGGCAUUAAUAGAGUUUGGCUUCUGUGCAUCAUGCACAUGUCUUAGUCUUGUGCUAAUAUAGUCAACAUGUAUAAAUUGAAAAAGUAUUUCAGUUGUACAGACAAGUGUUAAUGUUUGCGACACAUUGGAAUAACUGUGUUUACAGAUUUCAACUGUGGUACUUUGUGUUGUAAAAAAUAAAAUAUAAAUAAACUUCA